AUGUGGAUGUAUAUUCUCAUGAGGAAGCCUUUCUUAGAUGUUAAUAUCCACCUGUUUCCAAGACUAGCAAGAGCUCACAUGUGUAGCCUGAUGGCUCAGAGACAAAACAAGACUUCAGUCAUGAAGAAUUCCCACAUUCUGUAUAUCACACAGUUUAGGGGAAUGCCUCACCUCAUACACGACAUUUCUAUUCCUUCUGGCUCUAAAAGUAGAAAAUCCAAGAACAGCUGGUCCUUUCCUGUAUUAGAUGGAAGUAUUCAUCUGGAACAGACUGAGACAAUUGAAGCAAACUUGAGAAACAGCGAAGCUUGUAUUAAGAGAUAUUUAGAGUUGCUUGGAAAGGUCUCUGAAAGAGAAGAAAGAGACACCCUAAGACACACCCAAAACAACCACAAGCUACUGGUCCGUGACCAUCUCAAGCUGGUUCUGGAUGAUGUCUUUGAGCUCUCCCCACUGGCUGGCUAUGAUUUACCCUAUGGCACAAUUUCAAAUGCUGGAUGUCUUACUGGAAUUGGGAAAAUAUGUGGCGUUUGGUGCAUGUUAAUUGCCAAUGAUGCAACAGUGAAGGGUGGAACACUAUACCCUAUCACAGUGAAGAAAGAACUCCGUGCUCAAAAUAUUGCAAUUAUGAACCGUUUGCCAACAGUGUAUUUGGUGGACAGUGGAGGAGCAUUUCUGCCCCUACAGGCAGAGAUUUUCCCUGAUCAUUGCCAUGGUGGAAGAAUUUUCUACAAUAUAGUGCUCAUGUCUUCUAUGAAGAUUCCUCAGGUGGCAGUGGUGUGUGGCUCUUGCAUUGCAGGAGGUGCCUACUUUCCUAGUAUAGCAGAUGAAUCUAUAAUUGUAGACCACAUUGGCUCCAUGUUUCUUGCUGGACCUUCUCUGGUCAAGGCUUCUACAGGAGAAGACAUUUCCAUUGAAGAACUUGGAGGAGCCACUCUGCAUUCACGAGUCAGCGGUGGUAUUGAUUAUAUUACGUCUACUGAGGAAGAAGCCUAUGAGCGGGUUCGGAAUGUUGUGAUGACCUUCAAUUAUAGACAAUGCCCUGAAGAGGCCGUCGAGUAUGAUGACCCCUUAUACAGUGCCGAAGAACUGACAUCACUGGCACCACAGAAUUAUGAAUGUAGCCUAGAUGUCAAACUGAUUCUGAGUCGUUUGAUUGAUGGGAGUCGAUUCCAGGAAUUCAAAGCUGAAUAUGGAACAACUCUGGUAACAGGCUUUGCUCAUAUAAAAGGGCAUCUAAUUGGCGUGGUGGCGAACAAUGGGGAGCUAACCCAUCAGGCCUCCCUCAAGGGCAGCCACUUUGUAAAUCUGUGCAGUUGUCGAAACAUCCCCAUCCUGUUUCUCCCGAACACUGCCCCACAAACAUCUCCGUGCACGAGCCUUGCACAGGCAGAGGAUCUUGGCAGAAGACUCAAAGCCCAGGCCUGUAUGAUGACCACCAUUGCUUGUGCAGAAGUUCCCAAGAUAACUCUGGUCGUUGGUGGCUAUUUUGGAAAUGACGGCUAUGCCAUGUGUGGAAGAUCAUUUGACCCUAAUUUCUUGUUCCUGUGACCCAAUGCAAGAAUUUCCCUCGUUGAUAGCAGAUCACUAUUUGCUGACUUUAUGGAAGGAGAUGAAUACUUCUCUAUGAAUCUGGAGAAAAAACUGGAGAGUGAAAGCACAGCGUUUUAUUCCUCAGCCAGACUAUGGGAUGACGGAGUGAUAUUGCCCCAGAGUUCCAGAGAGGUCAUUGCAAAGUGCUUAGAGAUCAUCAAACAGAAGGACCGCCCGACUCUCAGCCAUCAGCAGCAGCCCAUUCUCCGAAUGUAA
Molecule: messenger RNA, 1809 nt
Organism: Dromiciops gliroides (monito del monte)
Lineage: Eukaryota; Metazoa; Chordata; Mammalia; Microbiotheria; Microbiotheriidae
Product: biotin-dependent 3-methylcrotonyl-coenzyme A carboxylase beta1 subunit-like
Biological process (GO): L-leucine catabolic process
Cellular component (GO): methylcrotonoyl-CoA carboxylase complex; mitochondrion
Molecular function (GO): methylcrotonoyl-CoA carboxylase activity
Source: RefSeq, a predicted model, not a curated record